Messenger RNA from Diaporthe citri, 1380 nucleotides. RefSeq lists its product as uncharacterized. Gene Ontology annotation, molecular function: FAD binding. The record is from RefSeq and is a predicted model, not a curated record. Bases 1 to 1380 code for a protein of 459 amino acids. Lineage: Eukaryota; Fungi; Ascomycota; Sordariomycetes; Diaporthales; Diaporthaceae. The transcript has 2 exons. Gene Ontology annotation, biological process: secondary metabolite biosynthetic process.
AUGACUGCCGCGCCAGACGUCAACAAACCGCGCCUGGAGGUGGCCAUCGUGGGCGGUGGGAUAAUUGGUUUAAUGACAGCCUUGGGCCUCCUGCGCCGGGGAAUGCACGUCAAGAUCUACGAGCGAGCUGCAGCGUGGCACGAGAUCGGGGCUGGGUUCGGCUUCACGGGGGUCGCGCGCGAGUGCAUGCAGCGUCUCGACCCCCGACUCCUCGAGACGCUGAGCGCCAUCGCCCAGAAGACGAGCUCCAGCUCGCACACACGGUACUGGGACGCGUUCAACCCGCGGACCAAGCACGAAGCGGCGGACGAGGCAGUCUCGCUGCUGUUCCAGAUGCCGGAAAGUAGCCUGAACUUUUGGGGCGCGGUGCGGUCCCAUCUCCUGCUGGGAAUGGCGGCACUGCUACCCGAGGGCGUAGUGGAGUUUGGGAAGCCGCUCGUGGAUUACGAGGAUAAGCCUGGAGGGAGUGACGAAGGUGUGGCGCUACGCUUCGCGGAUGGGAGCGUUGCCCGUGCCCAUGUGCUCAUCGGAUGCGAUGGGAUCCACUCGACGACGCGAGAGCUGCUGCUUGGGUCCACCCAUCCGGCGGCUCGCCCAAUCUUCAGCCAUGUCGUGGCCUACCGGACCAUGGUGCCGAUGGCGGCGGGCAUCGCAGCUUUGGGAGAGGACAAGGCCACGAGCGCGUGCAUGCACUGCGGGCCAGAUGUCAACAUGAUGUCGUACCCGGUCAUGAACGGCGCACUCCUAAACGUGGCCAUCUUUGCCCACGAGCCGCGUUACUUCCCCGAAGCAAGCGGUAUGACAGCACCGGCCACGCGCGACGAGGUCGAAAGCGCCGUUUCAGCGCUGGGCCCGCACGUGGGUGAGAUUGCCAAGCUGUUCCCGGCGGAGAUGGUCAAGUGGGGGAUCUUCGACAUGUACGAGCAUCCGGCGCCGACAUACGCGCGGGGGCUGGUGUGCAUCGCGGGGGACGCGGCGCACGCCAGCAGCCCGCACCAGGGUGUGGGAGCCUGCAUGGGCGUGGAGGACGCGCUCGUGCUGUGUGAGGUGCUCGACACGGCACAGACCGAGAUUGCUCUGCACGUAGGCGACCGGGAGCACAAGGACGAGGGUCAGGGCCAGGGCAAGGUCGCAGGCGCGCGGCGGCUGACGGUCGAGAGAGCAUUGCGUGCCUUCUCUCGGUCGAGGAAGGAUCGCAGCCAGUGGCUGGUGAGCAGCUCGCGGGAGAUGGGCGACAUGUACCAGUGGCGGCUUGGGUCGACGGGCAGGGACCCCGACCGAUGCCACUCCAAGCUGGAUCAGGCCUCGCGGAAGCUCUGGGAUUUCAGUGUUGAUGCAAUGGUGGCUGGGGCCAAGGAGGACGCCGCUGCCGCUGCCUAG